UCACUGACGUAGCCAUUCCCAGACUUGCAGUUGUAUCGCAAUGCCGUCACACUCGUCUGCAACCGAGACCAUUUCUACCGUCGUUGACACGACGCCGAGCUUCGAGCAGCUUCGUGAUGCGCUUCUGGACCUGUCGGAGCCCACGGGAAAGCGCACGCGCGCCAUUUUCUACUUGCGUUCGCGUGGCGGCCUCGAAGAUCUGCAGGUUCUGCUGACUGCGCUCCUUAACCGCAAAGACUCGGAGCUCAUGCGCCACGAACUGGCCUACGUGAUCGGUCAAUUCCAGAUGGAAGAGGCCUGCGAGACGCUGCAGCAGGUUCUAGCCGACGAAGCGGACGACGGCAUGGUGCGCCACGAGGCAGCGGAGGCUUUGGGUGCCAUUGGCGCUUCCCAGUCUCUGCCUGUGCUUGAGAAAUACAGCGCGGAUCCGGCCCCAGAGGUCUCGGACACAUGCAAACUGGCAGUCACUCUGGUCAAGUACAAGUUAGCGAAGGCCAAGGGCGAGGUCGUCGAGGGAGAGGUGGACCGCAACCCGUACUUGUCUGAGGACCCGGCUCCUGCCGCUGAGAAGGACGUGUCGACGGCCGAACUCCGCAAGGUUCUGCUGGAUCCCAAUGGAGAUAUGUUCGCUAGAUACCGAGCCAUGUUCUCGCUGCGUAAUCGCAACACGGAAGAGGCGGCGCUCGCUUUGGCGGAGGCUUUUCAGGACCCGAACGCGCUGUUCAAGCACGAAGUGGCCUACGUCAUGGGCCAGAUGGAAAACCCUGUGCUUGUACCGGCACUCAAGAAGGUGUUGCUCGAUGAGACUGAACACCGCAUGGUGCGUCACGAAGCUGCUGAGGCGCUAGGAGCGAUUGGCUCAACGGAAUGCGAGAAGAUUCUGAAGCAAUACCUGAAGGACGACGUCCAGGUCGUGCGUGAGAGCUGCGAGGUGGCUCUGGAUAUUAUGGACUACUGGGCGCCCACCAAGUAA
Molecule: messenger RNA, 973 nt
Organism: Phytophthora infestans T30-4
Lineage: Eukaryota; Oomycota; Peronosporomycetes; Peronosporales; Peronosporaceae
Product: deoxyhypusine hydroxylase, putative
Exons: 1
Coding region: 41-973 (310 amino acids)
Biological process (GO): peptidyl-hypusine biosynthetic process
Molecular function (GO): deoxyhypusine monooxygenase activity
Source: RefSeq, a predicted model, not a curated record